AGCUGUAUUUUUAAAUAAAAAUGCAAUUCAACGGUCUACUUUCAUACUUCAUUUGCGUCCGGACGAAUGAAUUUUCUCCCUCGGCAAAAUCUCCACCGGCUUGAUCGAAGAAGAACCCGCCGCGUUAAAAAAUAGCGCGCGACCGAGACGCUCCCGUGCGUCGUGAUAUAAUCACGAAUCCGGGGCGCAACAGGGCGAUCAAUAUUUCUCGAUUGCGAGGUGCAGGUAUCUGCCCGAGACGACAUCGGGUACACGCGUAGGAUGUAUUUUAAUCUUCCGCGUCAUCUAACGCCUAUCGAUAUCAUGGGUCGAUCCUUCUUUUAUUUCACACAUCAGUGUUCUUUUACGCGCGCCGCAUCCGCAUUCUGCGCCCGAUGAUGAUGCGCCGUGGGCCUGCGCGUGGAAAAUUUCAAAAGGACUCCGGCCGCGUAUAGCCGGCCGCGAAAAUCCUUUAGUCCGCCACCGACGUUCGCCCCCUGCAUGUCGCAUCGUAUUUUAAUGACCGAGAGAGGAGGCCGGAGGAUCACGCGACGGCAGCUGCGUGAAUAAUCGUCACCGACAAUCACCGGAAGUCACGAGCCCGAAUUACGCCGGGGAAAACUACGGAGGAGACGAGUUAACAAAGGCGGGGAUCCUCAGGUUCGUGAGUUAACCGGCUGAUGCAUCGGCAAACCGAGAUGUUCUAUCCCAUGAGGAUGAGGCAACGAUACGCGAAUCAUCGAUGUCGGGAUAACGAGCAUCGAUAGGUAGCGGAGUAGCAGGAAAUAAUCAUGCAGCCCGAGGAAUUUUUUGCGACGCAACGUGCGCACGGCACGUUGAAUUUCCCGACCCAUGCCACCCCGCUGCUCCACCGAUCGAGGUUCGAGGGGUCGAUCGAAUCCAAGAAAAUGACAACGAUUGAUGAAUCGGUGGCGGCGGGCACGGACAUACAAAGUCGUAUCGGGCAUGUCAGUGGUGUACUCUAUUUAUAUGGGACGCCGCCGCUGAUACUCUUCUGCGUCAUCUCGAUAGCCAUAAAUAUCAAGGUUCUGAUGAGUGUAUUUUGGAUAAAACGGCCGCUCAGUCCAACGUUACACAUCAGCUUGAGUUUAGCAGGCGCGGACGCUUUCUCCAGCACCGCUCUGGGCAUAGGAUUAAUCAUGAAUAGUUUUAUACCCUAUGGUCUUGGAAUUGAGUUGAAAGGCGUAAGCUGUUUUGUAUUGGCGCUUGAAGCGGUGAGAUUGGGAGGCGUGAUAAUUACCGUAUUUCAUCUGAUGGCUCUGGCCGUCAACCAUUACCUGGGCAUUCUCAAGCCUCUCCAUUAUCUUUCGAUCAUGACGUACAGGAAUACUACGUUUCUCUUGGUCCUGCUGUGGGUACUACCAAUUUCCUUCUUCGCGCUCUACUUUAGUCUAAUCGAAAAUGAAGGCUUCCAGUCCGUGGGAUGCGAGAAGAACGCGUUCCUGUAUCACAAGCAAUUUCGAAUGUUGUUCAGCAGCCUCUUCUUCGGACCGUUCGCCCUAAUGGUUUGCAUUUACGUUCACAUAUUCUGCAUAGUGAAGAAACAUCAAGCCACGAGACUGCGCUUCCGCAGAGCGGGAUCAUCCUUUCGCCCGAGGGCGUCGGAAGCGUUACGCAGCACUUCCAGGCAAAUGGCGAAAAACGUCAAGGCGGUCCACACCACUUUACUCAUACUUGGAAGCUUCCUGAUCGGCUGGAUGCCCGGAGUAAUGAUGUACCUGCUCGUGUGCGAGGACUGUCUGUUGCAAUUCAAUUGGAUGUCGGGACACAGCACUUUCUUCGUCUACACGAUAAUCAACUGUCUCAUCAUCCUGAAGACCUUGGUCAACCCGAUUAUCUACGCCGCCCGAAUGCACGAGAUUAAGGCUGCCACGAGGCGAAUGCGCAACUCUUUCUGCGAGUGGGUGACGGCGCUCACCGGUCUACCUACCAACCACGGUAUCGACAGAGUGCACACCAGCGAGAAGAGUACACGAAGCCAGAAGAGCACACGAAGCCAGAAGAGCACACGAAGCCAGAAGAGCACGCGAAGCCAGAAGAGCACGCGAAGCAGAUACUCGCAGAAUUCGCGAAACGGCACUUGCCGGUCGUCGCAUAACGUCAGCAUUCAAAGAACGCGAAACGGCAGCACCUACACUUGCACGGUUUGCAAUGUGCGCGAAUGCGGCAACACGCUCGUGUAAACGUGAAAAGAAAACACUUUCUUACCGUGUAUCCGGACAUUUUACGUGUAAAUACGAAUAUAAGGCCGAGAGCGAGCGAUAAUAACGACUGCGACAAUAUUUUAAUAGCGUGUAAUUGAAAUUCGUAUUAACUUCUACCUGUUCCACUGCUCGUUCCCCGAUUUGAAAGUUAUCGUAACGACUCCCGGGAAACAAUUGAUUAUAUAUGAUUAUAUAUAAUUAUGUAAAAUCAUACCGUGAAUUUGCUGUCCAUAUAUGUGGCUACAUGUAUCAUCAUAUAUGUCUAUAUGAAAAAAAUGAUACGUUAUUUAAUUAAAUAUCGACAUCAUGUGCUGCCAAAAGCACAAGUAGCCGGAAGCAUUUGCUUCGAUUGCAUUUGCAUAUAAUUUGCAACAGUAUUUUUUCGUUGUGGACACAUAUGGUUACAUAUAACCAUAUAUAUGGGCAAAUUUCACAUAUGAUCUUUUUUCCCCGGGCUGUCUCUCAAGUUAAUCAGCAUUGUUGUCAGCCAUGUUUUGUAAUUCGUACAACAGACCCGAGCCAAUUUCGGCAAACAUCGCAUGUAGCCCGCGACAACAAUUGUUUCCUCAAGGCCGCAAUUCGUAGGCGCAAUUUUCAGAUGUAACAUGUCGCGUUUCGAUAUUCCUAACCCUGUUGUUACGUACGGUUUGGUUACUUCACAUUCUUAUUGUGUUCGUUCGUUCGUUCAAACGAAUCCCUAGAUGUCCAAGCGUCGUGAUUACCAAAUCAAAUAUACGGCAAACUUUUAAAGGAUUAUUUUACGUCAAGAGCUUUGCGACACGGCACUUCCUUUUUUUUAUUUACAUCAUGCGUCGAUAUUAGUCGCAUUUUAUUCAUACUUAAAACCGAUUGCUAAAAAUAGAAUUUCCAGGUAAACAAAAGGGAGAAAAAGAUACCGUGUAACAAAGUUAACUACUCUGUCAUGAAGUGAUCCCGACGUACACAUGAUAUUCUUUUUCUAUAUUUUAUAAAUAUCUAUCAUAUAAAAAAAGAGAAAGGAGAAGGAAUCGAUCGAUGAAAUUAAAAAGAAACUUCAGGAUCAAUAAUUGGAUAUAUCGUCGCGUUUGAAAAAAAAAAAAACGGAGACUAAUCGAAAUGAAGCAGAACAGCAAGGUUAAAUUACACGCGUAUUUUGAACGAUUCUGAAUUUCUACGUUUAUAAAGGAACGCUUAUUAUCUCGUCGUA
Messenger RNA from Dinoponera quadriceps, 3390 nucleotides. Its product is annotated as trace amine-associated receptor 4-like. The record is from RefSeq and is a predicted model, not a curated record. Lineage: Eukaryota; Metazoa; Arthropoda; Insecta; Hymenoptera; Formicidae. Gene Ontology annotation, biological process: G protein-coupled receptor signaling pathway. Gene Ontology annotation, molecular function: G protein-coupled receptor activity. The transcript has 8 exons. Gene Ontology annotation, cellular component: membrane. Bases 771 to 2183 code for a protein of 470 amino acids.